Molecule: messenger RNA, 1116 nt
Organism: Aricia agestis (brown argus)
Lineage: Eukaryota; Metazoa; Arthropoda; Insecta; Lepidoptera; Lycaenidae
Product: coiled-coil domain-containing protein 97
Exons: 1
Coding region: 74-1108 (344 amino acids)
Source: RefSeq, a predicted model, not a curated record
UUUAAACAAUUACCUCUAAAUUAAAUGUUAUUUUAUUGAUUUCUUCAUUCUAAAUUUGAAAGAAACCUUUAGAAUGACUAGCGACUGUAACAACAUGUCUGACUGCGACGAUGGUCAGAGUGAAAUUGAUCCAAUUCAUGAUAUUAUUGACUAUCUGGUUCGCUGUGUAAAUAUUUCAUUUCUACACUCUCACGUUAACGAACAAAAAGCUAAUACUAAAGAAAACAUAAGCGCCGCUAUAAAACUCUACGAACAGUCACCGACACAAUUCUUAACUCAAUUCGGAAAGUAUUGCUCGCCCAAUCACAUAAGCUACUUCGAGAACCUGCCGCAUCUCAAACAUAAUGCUCAUUUUCAAGAGUGCAUAAAUCAUUUGAAACUUUAUCAUUCAAAGGAGCAAACUAUUAAGAGGAUACGGAAUAGGCGUUUCAAAGCUCUCCAAAGGCUAAAAAGCAGUACAGACUACUUCAGCGAUAAACAAAUGAUGUACCGCAACCCCCUGUUGUACGAGCAACUCGUGGGGCAGUACCUGACCAAUGAGGAAUUACAGGAGCGAGACGGCAUGGACACGGAAAACGACUCAUUUUUAAAAGUCAUCCUGGAAUCUGUGGAGAGAAAUGAAAUGAGGGAGAAGAGAAAUAUACAGAGUAUGCUUGAAGAUUUACACCUUCCCGACUCAGAGGACCAUAUAACGGAAAAAGUAGCACCUUCUUCCAGUAUGAAAGAGAAGAGAUGGGGCGAUUUUGAUGAACCCGAUACCCAACCCAGUCACAUACCCGAGCCGAGGCUCGAAUCAAUGAUAAAUGCAAACGAAAGAAACUUACUAAGAGAGGAAUUUUUACAAGAAAUGUACAGCAGCUUUAUAGAGGGCCACGAUAUGGAGUUUGACUACUCUACGGUUGAUAAUAAUGAGGAGUAUGAUGAUUUGGAGCAGAUAUCUAGAGAUGCAGAGGACAGGUAUUUUGAUUCGGAAGACAAUGACAGCAACAACUUGGAGGAACAUAUGAAGCUGAUUAACGAAUACGGAAGAAAACAAUCCAGUGACAGCUCAGCUGUUGACCCUCUAGAUGAGUUCAUGACACAUAUUGAAAAUAAACUAAAUCAGUAAUAACUGAC